Messenger RNA from Ananas comosus (pineapple), 844 nucleotides. RefSeq names its product 60S ribosomal protein L23A-like. Lineage: Eukaryota; Viridiplantae; Streptophyta; Magnoliopsida; Poales; Bromeliaceae. The transcript has 4 exons. Gene Ontology annotation, biological process: ribosomal large subunit assembly; translation. The record is from RefSeq and is a predicted model, not a curated record. Gene Ontology annotation, molecular function: structural constituent of ribosome. The coding region runs from base 142 to 609 and encodes 155 amino acids. Gene Ontology annotation, cellular component: ribosome; cytosolic large ribosomal subunit.
AUACUAUAUAUAAUCCUCUGAUCACGGCGCUUAUUUCCCUCGCCUUCUAGGGUUUCUUCGCUCGUGUUGGCCGCGGCGCGCUAGGGUUUAGAAGAGAGGAUUCGAGCUUAUUCACUUACUGAAGCUUUUCUGAGCAAUUAGAUGGCUCCUCCAUCGAAAGCUCCUGCGAAGAAAGCUGAUGCCAAAUCCCAGGCCCAGAAGGUCGCGAAGGCUGUGAAGGCCGGGCCGGCGACACUGAAGAGGAAGGCCAAGAAGAUCCGUACUAAGGUGACCUUCCACCGGCCUAAGACACAGAAGAAAGCGAGGGACCCCAAGUACCCUAGAAUCAGUGUCACACCUAGGAACAAGUUGGACCACUAUCAGAUCCUCAAAUUCCCCCUCACCACUGAAUCUGCCAUGAAGAAGAUCGAAGACCAUAACACGCUUGUCUUCAUUGUGGAUAUCAAGGCUGACAAGAAGAAGAUCAAGGCGGCUGUUAAGAAGAUGUAUGACAUCCAGGCGAAGAAAGUCAACACCCUCAUAAGGCCUGAUGGAACGAAGAAGGCGUAUGUGAGAUUGAUGCCGGAUCACGAUGCUCUUGAUGUUGCGAACAAGAUCGGUAUCAUCUAAGCAAACAGGUCGAAGCCGUCUGCGAAAUGUUUUUUUUUUUUUUUUUGGCUUAUAAUUAAGACAUUUUUUAAGAGUUUAAUCUAUUUGAAGUAUGUAGCUGUUUUGAACAUCAGAAGUUUUUAAUUCUGGGUCCUUAAGAGUUCAGAGUACCUUGUUUGAGUUUAGUCUCUUCUUAUGACUUGUCUUUUGGAUUCCGUAAAAUUUUAUGAAAUAGAUUUGCUCUAGUUGUCUGCAA